Acomys russatus (golden spiny mouse) is the source of this 800-nucleotide messenger RNA. RefSeq names its product steroid 5 alpha-reductase 2 (gene Srd5a2). Gene Ontology annotation, biological process: steroid biosynthetic process. The record is from RefSeq and is a predicted model, not a curated record. Gene Ontology annotation, cellular component: membrane. NCBI's taxonomy places the organism in Eukaryota, Metazoa, Chordata, Mammalia, Rodentia, Muridae. Gene Ontology annotation, molecular function: 3-oxo-5-alpha-steroid 4-dehydrogenase activity.
AUGCCGAGUGUGUGCCAUCAGGUCCUGGUGCUGGCAAGUAGCGCUACUUUGGCCACCAUGGGGACUCUGAAUUUGUGCUCACGGAAUCCUUCCAGUUACGGGAACAGCAGCAACAACAUAGGUCCCCACCUGCCCGCACGCGUCGCUUGGUUCCUGCAGGAGCUGCCUGCCUUCGUGGUGUCGGUAGGGAUGCUCGCUUGGCAGCCCCGCUCCCUCUUCGGACCACCAGGGAAUGUGCUGCUGAGUCUCUUCUCCGCACAUUAUUUCCACAGGACAUUUAUUUAUGGUUUGCUCACCAGAGGGAGGCCUUUCCCAGUGUUUGUAUUUUUGAAAGCCGCUGCCUUCUGUACAGGGAAUGGAGUCCUCCAAGCCUACUACCUACUUUACUGCGCGGAAUACUCGGAGUCGUGGUACACGGAUGUUCGGUUCUGCUCCGGCGUCUUCCUAUUUAUUCUGGGAAUGGGAAUCAACAUCCACAGUGACUGCAUGCUGCGGCAGCUCAGGAAGCCCGGAGAAGUCGUCUAUAAGAUCCCACAAGGUGGCUUGUUUACGUAUGUUUCUGGAGCCAAUUUCCUGGGUGAGAUCAUUGAAUGGAUGGGCUUUGCCCUGGCCACUUGGUCUGUUCCUGCCCUCGCCUUUGCAUUUUUCUCCCUUUGUUUCCUUGGGAUGCGAGCUCUUCACCAUCACAGGUUCUACAUCAAGAUGUUUAAGGAUUAUCCCAAAUCUAGGAAAGCCCUUAUUCCGUUCAUCUUUUAAAGAACCCCAAUUUUAAGGAGCAAAGCUUCUAAGAGGAAACUACC